Molecule: messenger RNA, 1750 nt
Organism: Beta vulgaris subsp. vulgaris (sugar beet)
Lineage: Eukaryota; Viridiplantae; Streptophyta; Magnoliopsida; Caryophyllales; Amaranthaceae
Product: basic leucine zipper 34
Exons: 4
Coding region: 701-1750 (349 amino acids)
Biological process (GO): positive regulation of DNA-templated transcription
Cellular component (GO): nucleus
Molecular function (GO): DNA binding; DNA-binding transcription factor activity
Source: RefSeq, a predicted model, not a curated record
AGUCUCAAUAUUACAUGUAUUAUGUAUUGUGUUAUCUUCUGUCAACAGACAAGGAUCACAAUUAACGUGAUAUUUGAACAUCUUCAAGUUCGUUUUAUUGACACUCUAGAAUGUCAAGAGUAAUAUCCAAAGCUAUUCACCGCCGCAGGUUUAGGGAGGCAAAAUGGUAGCUAUAUUUGAGGGGAGGGAUUGAGGAUAUGCUUUUUAGUUCUACAGACUUAGCGAUGAUUAUGCUCAAUUAUUCCUCCCCUAAAGAGACGGGCACGAGACCACGUGAUAUGAAUUCAAGAUUCUAAUCUUCCAAUUUACUUUUUUUACAAAACAAUUAAACUAUUAGCGAUUUUCUUGUUAUACCAUCAAACUUCAUUUACAAAUCCCCCCUCAUUUUCCUCAUAGUUGUAUGAUAGCUGUCUUUUGUGCUCCUUUCUCUCUCUAGGCAUACUCACAAACUCAUUGUGGGCAAAUUCUUGAUUUAGAGAGAAAGGAGAAAAACAAUAAGAUAUUUUUCCAAAAAGUUAUUAAGAAAAAAAAGUAUUCUAAAUUAAUUAGUUUCCUCUUGAGGAUUAGUAAUGUUAGUAUAGAUAUUGUUUGUUGGAGGGUGUUUGUGAUCAUUCUUUGUUGUUGUUUCCAUUGGUGCAACUUUGUUGUAUUUAAACGUUGGUAGAAUAAGACUGUGUAUUCGAGAUUAAGGAUACAAGAAAUGGCACAAUUACCUCCAAAAGUGCCCAACAUUAUACCCCAAAAACAACAACAACAAUGGCAAGAAUUCAUGCACCCUCAUAACUAUCAUCAUGAUCAGCAGCAGCAGGAGGAGGUGCAAAACCCACCAUGGGUAGACGAGUUCAUGGAAUUCUCGGCAGCGAAACGAGGGGCUCACCGGAGGACAGUGAGCGACUCGUCAGUGGCAUUCGUAGAGGUGGGGACGGCAGUUCCAUUCAUAGGCGGACAAUUUCGUCCACCAGAGUUACCAAGGAGUAGUAAAAACAACAAUGAUGACGAGUUUGAUAAGUUUGACGAUGAGCAAUUCAUGUCCAUGUUUAGCAAUGAGUUAGGGAGGUCGUCUUCAAACCCUUCGUCGACGUCAGACCAUAAUAGUACGAAUGAUGACCAGAAGAGAGGUAGUAAUACGGGGAGGCAUGAGGGGGGUUUAGGGGGCAGGGAGAGAGUGGAGGACGGGGAGAAGACGGAGGAGGCGGAGAGUUCGUGUAAAUUUGAUGAUAAGAAUCAAGGACAAGUGCAAGCAAAAGUUGAUCAGCAAAUUGGUGGUGAUGUAACUGCUCUUGGUGGUAAUAAUAAUGAUAAUACAGGUGGUGCUGAUCAGCAACUGGUGGUUGAUCCUAAGAGGGUUAAGAGAAUAUUGGCAAACAGACAAUCAGCUCAAAGAUCAAGAGUGAGGAAGCUACAAUAUAUAUCCGAGCUUGAACGCAGUGUUACUGCUUUACAAAGUGAGGUAUCAGCAUUGUCUCCAAGAGUUGCAUUCUUAGAUCACCAACGCAUGAUUCUAAACGUGGACAACAGCACUCUCAAAGCCAAAAUUGCAGCUCUUGCCCAAGAUAAAAUAUUCAAAGAUGCUCAUCAAGAAGCAAUGAAGCGAGAAAUCGAGAGGUUGAGACAAGUAUAUUACCAACAGAACCUCAACAAGACGGAAAGCAUCGUUCCACCACCUUCAUCAUCAUCAUUACCACCUACAACUGCUCAGCCCCCACCACCCGACAACAGGGUUAACGAUAAUGAGCAACUUAUAGGUUAA